CUUGGGGGGCGGGGCCUUGUUGAGUGACGGCUCCGCUGAAGGGGGUUCAGCAUGGAAGUGCCUGGAGCCUGCAUUGCUAGAAUGAAGCACAUCAACUUGUCGUUUGCGGCGUGCGGGUUUCUGGGCAUUUACCACUUGGGGGCAGCAUCCGCACUUUGUAGACAUGGCAAAAAGCUCCUGAAGGAUGUCAAGGCCUUUGCAGGGGCUUCUGCGGGAUCCUUGGUGGCUUCUGUCCUGCUAACGGCACCAGAAAAACUAGAGGAGUGUAAUGAAUUUACCUACAAGUUUGCUGAAGAAAUCCGAAGGCAGUCUUUUGGGGCAGUUACACCUGGAUAUGAUUUCAUGGCCCGAUUGAGAAGUGGAGUGGAGUUGAUUCUUCCUCCCAACGCCCAUGAACUGGCCCACAACCGACUGCAUGUAUCUAUCACCAACACCAAAACCAGAGAAAAUUACCUGGUCUCCAGUUUUUCCUCCAGGGAGGACCUCAUUAAGGUAACCCAGGUUCUCUUGGCCAGCAGCUUCGUGCCCAUUUAUGCAGGGCUGAAACCAGUGGAAUACCAAGGGCAGAAGUGGGUAGAUGGGGGCCUCACAAACAGCCUUCCCAUCCUGCCUGUAGGCCGGACGGUGACCAUCUCACCCUUCAGUGGACGACUGGACAUCUCCCCACAGGAUAAAGGGCAGCUGGAUCUCUACAUUAAUAUCACCAAUCAGGACAUAAUGAUUUUUCAAUGGAAGAUGCCAUCUGGACAGCUGGGAGCCAAAAUGCUAACCAGUGGUCUCCUCCACUGCAGGAAUCAAUCAGAUACACACAUCUCACUCUUGAACUUACCUUGGGGUAAGAAGGGUAGGGUUUAAAGGUUUAAAAUUCCUUAAAUAAAAAAUAAUUUGUAACGGAGGAGGUUUUUGUGAGCUUGCAAAAGUCUAAAGCCUUCCUUUGUUUGAAAAAUACUGUACACGGAAUUGUCACAAAAAGAAAGCAUAGUUACAUUCUUUUAGGAAAGGAAAUCUUCAGAUGUUACUUACCCAUAAACCAGUU
Molecule: messenger RNA, 1036 nt
Organism: Nyctereutes procyonoides (raccoon dog)
Lineage: Eukaryota; Metazoa; Chordata; Mammalia; Carnivora; Canidae
Gene: PNPLA4
Product: patatin like phospholipase domain containing 4
Exons: 7
Coding region: 52-855 (267 amino acids)
Biological process (GO): triglyceride catabolic process; lipid homeostasis
Cellular component (GO): cytoplasm; membrane; lipid droplet
Molecular function (GO): retinyl-palmitate esterase activity; triacylglycerol lipase activity
Source: RefSeq, a predicted model, not a curated record